AUGAUCAACCCGGUGCUGGAUUUCAAUAUGGCACUGUCCCUCAAGCGACGGAGAGAUUAUGGAAAUGACACUGAAAAUGGCAAUCCACACAAGUAUGCUCAAAGACAAGCUGUCGGUUCCGAGGGAGCAAGUUCUCCCCAUUAUUUUGACUCCGGCAUGGAGUUAGACUUGCCAAGUGACACAAGUGGCGUCGGACAUGAUAUGUUAGUUACAGAAGGGGGGUUCGGAGAGGAAUGGAUAUGCUACGGAGCGAUCUGCGGAGCCCAGGUUCUGCUGAAUCCUCAGACCCAGGUGACCAAAGAGACGCAGUCAUGGGCCAGGUAUUGCUUAUUCAAGAUCGAGCCUGACGGAAAAACACACUACUUGGUUGGUGGUGGGGAAACCAGCUCAAAGAAGAGAUCAGUUCUGGACUGCGAUACAGCCGCGAUUCUGACGAUCGUAGCCGAAAGAUCCAGAGACACAUCAUUCGCAGUGGUCCUUGGAGUCGAUGUAUUACGUGGCAAGCGUGAAAGAUCCGGCAAGGGCCUACCAGUUAACAUCUCAGUCAACAUCUAUGGUCCUAGAAACUCGAUUAGCGACGUUGAUGAGGCCUUGUCCGAGAUUGGCACUUAUCGCACUUAUCUACAGCAUCCCAUAUUUCUGGAACCUGGUAUCCCAUACAUCAAUCCGCAGUUCUUCUACCCAACUUCCCAGAAGACCGAUCUCAGACAUUUGGUUGGUUCAAGCACUCGGGAAAGCGACAAUAAAUCCAAGAUUUCUCAAGAAGUCGAAGAGGUCAUGGAAUCCUUGGACGGUUCGUCCGAGGAUAUCACAGCAGCCAGGAGUGAAGAUAUGCAGCAAAUUCUGGAUCACUUCUUGCUUAACACAAGAUUGACAGAGCAUCAGCUCAAAGGCGUUGAGUUCAUUCUUGGCCGCGAGAACGAGGAGGUAGCCACGCAAAUGCAUAGACAUAUGCUCCUCUCGAUCCAUUAUAGCUUGUUAUCUCACCCAGACAAACCGGGCCGUGGCGGAAUACUCGCAGACGUGAUGGGCCUCGGCAAAACAUUGACAAUGCUAAGUGCUAUUCUUUGCUCGAAGCAACUGGGCCAGUCUUCCAUCAGAGAUAGUACGGGCAAUAUCAAGGCUCAAGAACACCCACCAUCGAGCAUCACUCUUGUUGUUCUCCCAUCUCGGCAGGUGCUUGACGUUUGGCAGAAUGAAAUUGAUAGGCGAUUUCAACCUCAGAGCUUCAAAACGGUCACUUUCCACGGAGAUGCGCGACCAAAAAAGCGAGAACUUCUUCUUGGCCAUGACCUCAUCCUCACAACAUAUCACACCGUAGAAAAAGACAAUCGGGGAAAGGGGAUUCUGAAAUCCAUCAAGUGGUCAAGGAUUGUUCUCGAUGAAGCCCAUCAGAUACGGAACUCUUCGAUCAAACUCCAUAAGGCCGCAGCUACUCUGGAAAGCGAUACCCGGUGGUGUCUGACCGGAACACCCAUCCAGAACAGCUUCGACGACCUCAGAUCCUUGUUAAAGUUCCUACGUUUCGAGCCCUUUUGCCAGAGCAACGUGUUUGAACAGCACAUAGUGAAGCCAUUCAGGGAGGACUCACCAAACGGAAACGACGAGUCUCGAAACCUGAAGAUUAUGCUCAAAUUAUGUUGCCUACGAAGAACGCAAGCAAAGCUGGACCUUCCAGCUAGUACCAUAGAAAGAAUCGAUGUAACGCCCACCGAGACUGAAAAGUCUAUGUUCACAAGCAUUCUCGAUCAAUGCAGAGAAGAUUUCGACGAGAUGGCUGGGAAGGAAGGAAGCUCAAAGAAGUCAAACAUCUUGUUCUCGGCAAUCAUGAAGCUGAGGAGGGUUUGUAAUCAUGGAGCUAUCCCUAUCAGCGCUUGCAGCUCAAAACGCACAAAUCAACUGAUUGUUCCCAAGACAAAAGGGAAGGCUUCAAGAUCGCCAAGUGCAGAGCCAGUGUGCGAGUUUUGUGAUGAACGGACUGGAAAUGCUGAUCUUCUUGGUGGCCUUGACAGCUGUCCUAUGUGCGGUAGGCUUCAGUUUGAGAUGAAUGACGAAGCCUCAUCCCUGGCACCCUCACCAUCUCCAACGCCAUCUAUGAUGGAUCUAGAUACACCUGAUCCUCCUACCAGAGAAAUCUCGACACAAUCGAGCUACUACAUGAAACAACAGUCCUCAAAGAUGUCAGCAGUCAUCAACAAUAUCAAGUCAUCUUGUUUAGAUGCGAGUUCCAAGAGUGUUGUGUUCUCGAGCUGGAGAGACACUCUUGAUAUCUUAGCAACGAUGCUAGGAGCAGAAGGUAUUGCCUUUGUUCAGGUUGAUGGACGUAACCCGCUGGUCGGCCGAACGGAGCUACUCUCCAAGUUCUGCCAGGACCCAGUGAUCCGAGUCCUUCUCAUAUCCAUUAACACUGGCGCAGUUGGUCUCACUCUCACACAAGCAAAUAUGGUUCACAUCGUUGAACCCCAGUGGAACCCAGCCAUCGAAGAACAAGCGAUCGCAAGAGUCGUCAGGAUGGGCCAGACCAGUCCAGUCACCAUCUUCAAGUACAUAACGGCUGGCUCCAUCGAGAACACUGUUGUAAAAUUGCAAGAGAAGAAGACGCGGAUCAUCAAACUAUCAAUGCAGGACAAGGACGGUGUUGACUCUGAUGCGAACUUGGAUAGCUUCAAAUUUGCCAUUGAUCCUAACGAAUGGGGAGUUGUAUCAUGA
Fusarium oxysporum Fo47 is the source of this 2709-nucleotide messenger RNA. Its product is annotated as SNF2 family N-terminal domain-containing protein. The record is from RefSeq and is a predicted model, not a curated record. NCBI's taxonomy places the organism in Eukaryota, Fungi, Ascomycota, Sordariomycetes, Hypocreales, Nectriaceae. Gene Ontology annotation, molecular function: ATP binding; ATP-dependent chromatin remodeler activity. The coding region runs from base 1 to 2709 and encodes 902 amino acids. The transcript has 11 exons.